This is a messenger RNA of Cylicostephanus goldi, 386 nucleotides long. NCBI's taxonomy places the organism in Eukaryota, Metazoa, Nematoda, Chromadorea, Rhabditida, Strongylidae. The record is from the annotation of a GenBank genome assembly.
UUGAAAAUUUUCACAUUUUUUUGUGGUGUAAGAAAAACCUCAAGUGACAACCACGUCCAUAUUUGCAGGAUAGGAGUUUUUUGCUGCCUCUGCUUCAUCAUUUCCGAACGCUGUCUCUUUCCACAAAUUGGAUCACCAUAUGCGGCCAAACAUGCACCGCUUUUUGCUAAUCUUCGUCCGCUUUUGCUAGCGCUAAUGACAUCGCAAUCGGUGGUACAUCAGCCAAGUACAUUUUGUGCGAUACGAGGAUGUGAGAUAGAUGAAGCAUUCAAGUUGAUCCUGUACGGAUUCUCCUACGCAGUGUUGUUUCCUCUCAUGCUCGUCAUGAGUACAACGUUUCGCUCACAUUUCUUCCACAUAGUCACGAAUUACGUUCAUGGGUAAGU